GGGUGUGAAAAACAGAGCUCCAGGCAGUUACAGAAACAAUAUUCCCAGACGUGGAAAUAUGGCCAGUCGACGCAACCGUGUGAUUACAGAAGUGGAUGUGAGGAGUCAUGAAAACAACCUGAUCCACCGCACCAGGGAGAUUGACAGGGAGCGUCUGAUCGUUCGCAGAGGGCAGCCCUUCUCUGUAACUCUGCAGUGUACUGAGCCUCUACCCCCCAAUCAUUAUCUGGAACUGGAGCUGCAUGUGGGUAAAACAGACAAGACUCUGAUCAAGGUCCAGAAGCAGCAGGGAGCUGGAGAGAGGUGGUGGUUCGACCACCAGGGUCUCCAGGAUGAGGUCCUGCUGACUCUCCACAGCCCAGCGGACGCUAUUAUUGGACAGUACAGUCUGGUGGUGCUGCUGAUGUCUCCUGAAGACCACAUUAUAGAGAAAACAGACAAAAUCAAGUUCCAUUUACUGUUUAAUCCAUGGUGCAAAGAUGAUGAGGUGUAUCUCCCUGAUGAGAGCCUGUUGCAGGAGUAUAUAAUGAAUGAGAAUGGAGUCAUAUACCUGGGAUCCAAAGAUUACAUCAACAAACUUCACUGGAAUUAUGGACAGUUUGAAGACUACGUAAUGGACAUCUGCUUUGAGAUCCUGGACAACUCAAAUGAAUCACUAAAGAAUUAUCAACUGGACAAUGAGAGGAGAGCAGAUCCAGUCUACAUCUGCAGGAUCAUCAGUGCCAUGAUUAAUUCCAAUGGUGACAGAGGGGUGUUACUCGGCCGCUGGCAGGAGCCCUACACAGAUGGGGUCUCUCCCAGUCGCUGGACGGGCAGUGUGCCUAUUCUACAGAAGUGGAGCAAGGCCAGGGCCAGAGCGGUCAAGUAUGGACAGUGCUGGGUGUUUGCUGCAGUGGCAUGUACAGUGUUGCGUUGUCUUGGCAUCCCCACACGAGUCAUUACUACCUUUAACUCAGCUCAUGAUGUCGAUGGGAACCUCUGUUUAGAUGUCCUUUACAAUGAAAGACUGCAGAGAAUAGACCAAGGAAAACAGGACAGCUGCUGGAACUUUCACUGCUGGGUAGAGAGCUGGAUGAAGAGAAGUGAUCUGCCCAAAGGAAAUGAUGGUUGGCAAGUACUGGACCCAACCCCCCAGGAGCUGAGUGAAGGAAAGUUUUGCUGCGGCCCAUGUCCAGUGGCAGCCAUAAAAGAGGGAGACCUGUCAGUGAAGUAUGAUGCUCCAUUCAUAUUUGCUGAAGUAAAUGCAGAUAUUGUGGAGUGGAUAGUUCGCAGUGAUGGUCAAAAACAAAAGGUCAAAGUGGAUGAGCGGUAUGUGGGAUCAUAUAUCAGCACAAAAAGUGUUUGGAGUGACCAGAGAGAGGAUGUGACUCAAAAUUACAAAUAUCCAGAGGGUUCCAUACAAGAGAGAGAUGCUUAUAAUAAAGCCGGACAAAGAACUCUUGUUCCAACUGAUGAGAGGACUGGACUUGACAAUCUGGAGCUGACCAUUAAACAUACAAAACCAGUGUUUGGGACAGACUUCGAUGUCAUAAUUGAGGUGAAGAAUGACGGCAUAAAAGAAGUUCAAGCACAGCUCACAGUCCUGGCUUUAGCGAUGACUUACAAUUCCAUCCACCAGGGAGAGUGCCAGAGACAGAAAGCCAGCAUCUCCCUCCAUGCUGGCAAAGUCCACAAAGAGGUUUUGCGUCUGCGCUAUGAUGACUAUGUGAGGUGUGUUUCUGAGCAUUACCUGAUUGGAUUGAAAGCGUUCCUGGAAGUGCCCGGGGAAAAUGAGCCUAUCAUGAAAACAGCAAACAUCCCACUGAGCAAGCCUGAAAUCCUGGUUCAAGUGCCUGGCAAAGCUGUGGUACUUGAGCCAGUGACCUGUAUGAUCUCUUUCACAAAUCCUUUGCCUGUGUCACUGAAAGAAGGAGUCUUCACAGUGGAGGGAGCAGGUCUUUUGGCUGCCACUGAAGUCAAUGUGAAAGGGGACAUAGCUCCAGGCCAGAGGGUGUCUGUGAAGCUGUCUUUCACUCCUGUGAGGACCGGAGUGAGGAAACUCAUGGUCGACUUUGAUUCAGAUCGACUGAAAGAUGUGAAGGGAGUUGCUACUUUGGUUGUCAGAAAGAGAUACAGUCCUAUGACUGUGAGAUAUUUUUAACAUGUUUUAGAUUUGUAUUAGUAUUGAAAGCCUAUUAAUUUUUUAAUUAUUUGUGCUUUUUGAUCAAACUGAAAAUAAAAUGCAUGCAUGUUUUUGCU
Molecule: messenger RNA, 2238 nt
Organism: Boleophthalmus pectinirostris (great blue-spotted mudskipper)
Lineage: Eukaryota; Metazoa; Chordata; Actinopteri; Gobiiformes; Gobiidae
Gene: tgm2l
Product: transglutaminase 2, like
Exons: 15
Coding region: 59-2140 (693 amino acids)
Biological process (GO): peptide cross-linking
Molecular function (GO): protein-glutamine gamma-glutamyltransferase activity
Source: RefSeq, a predicted model, not a curated record